This is a messenger RNA of Phanerochaete carnosa HHB-10118-sp, 1654 nucleotides long. RefSeq lists its product as uncharacterized. Gene Ontology annotation, cellular component: cytoplasm. Gene Ontology annotation, biological process: aldehyde metabolic process. Bases 7 to 1443 code for a protein of 478 amino acids. The transcript is spliced from 10 exons. The record is from RefSeq and is a predicted model, not a curated record. Gene Ontology annotation, molecular function: aldehyde dehydrogenase (NAD+) activity. NCBI's taxonomy places the organism in Eukaryota, Fungi, Basidiomycota, Agaricomycetes, Polyporales, Phanerochaetaceae.
CACGCGAUGUCUUGCAACAACCUCCAGUACACCCCUCUCAGCGAGAUCCCGGAAAUCUAUGCUCGCGUCACUAAGACGUUCAAGGCUGGUACUACCAGGCCUUUGAGUUACCGACGCCAUCAGUUGCUGCAGCUCGCGCGUAUGAUGCAGGAGAACAUCGUCACAAUCGAGGAUGCGCUAUUGGCAGACCUCGGCAAGCAGCGACAAGAGUCCACCGUCACAGAACUUACGCCCAUUAUCCAGGGCAGUAUCAACGCUGCUGAGAGCUUGGAGGAGUGGGCGAAGCCUGAGAAGCCCAAGGUCGAGGCGUGGAGAAGCUCGUGGGACACCACGAUCUAUCAUGUGCCCAAGGGCGUUGUAUUGCUCAUCUCGCCCUGGAAUUACCCGAUCAUCUUGACAUUCCUUGGGCUCAUCGGUGCCAUAGCCGCAGGGUGUCCUACCGUCAUCAAGCCGUCGGAGUGCACGCCAACGGUUGCCGCCGUUAUGGCUGAUUUGGUGCCCAAGUACCUCGACCCCGCUGCCUACGCGGUCGUGAACGGUGCCGUGGAAGAGACCAAGAUGCUCCUUGACCUGCAGUGGGGGCACAUCUUCUUCACCGGUAGCACGAGGAUUGGUCGCAUCGUCGCCACAGCUGCAGCUAAAUAUGUCACUCCCGUGACACUAGAACUCGGUGGCAAGAGCCCCGUGAUCGUCUCGCCCGACUAUGACCUGGAGCUUGCCGCUAAGCGCAUACUUUACGGCAAGGUUCAGAAUGUUGGUCAACUCUGCGUCUCGCCCGACUAUGUUCUCGUGCCACGGUCGGUCUAUAAGCCGUUCGUAGAGGCGCUAAAGAAGACAUACGCUUCCUUCUUCCCCACCGAUCCGCUUGACAAGGAGUCGAAGUGGGGCAAGAUCGUGAACGAGCCCAAUUACAGGCGCGUCAAGGGUCUCAUCGAGGAGACCAAGGGCGACGUCAUACUGGGUGGCAAGUGGGACGACACCAGGCUGAGGGUUGCCCUCACCGUCGUUAGCGAGGUGAAGCUUAACGAUCCGUUGAUGGAAGAGGAGCUGUUCGGCCCAAUCCUCCCCAUUGUUGAGGUUGAGGACGUUGAUGAGGCUGUCCAGAUCGUCGCUGAUAGGCCAUACCCACUGGUCAUCUACACGUUCAGCAACAGCAAUGAGGUCAAGGAGAAGAUCACGAAUCGUACCAACAGCGGCACCUUCGUUUUCAACGACACUCAAAUGCAGCUUGCAGUUCACGAAAUUCCCUUCGGAGGACAUGGCGAAUCAGGCUAUGGCGGCUACAUGGGCAAGGACAGCUACAACAUCUUCACGCACCGCCGGGGAUAUAUCAAUGUCCCGACCGAGAUGGAACCGUUCUACGCCUACCGCUAUCUGCCCUAUAGCGAAGAGAGCUACAAGGUCAUGACUCAAGGCGCUCGCGUCAAGAUACCGGAGGCCUAAAAAGAUGAUUUACCUUCCAUAAAUGACGGGUCAUUGCGCCGCUGUGAGUUGCACUGCUGGACUCGGACUGUCACAUGCUCUCCUUGCUAUAUUGUGCUUUUGUAUUACAUUUGACUAAUCGUUUUAUGUCGGGAGUCUUGGCGUGUUUGUAUGUACUUUUCCCGGUGGCCUGGUAUGUUGUAGAAUUGGGAAAUCUAUAUAAAUGACUUUC